AUGAGAGGGAACUUCUCAUCCUCAGGCCGGAUCGUGGGAGGCGAAGACGCGAAGCCGGGGACAUAUCCCUGGAUGGCUGCUCUUCUCGAUAAGCGUUUCCCUCGAAGACCUUUCUGUGGCGGGUCCCUCAUAACUCCCGUACAUGUCCUAACUGCUGCUCACUGUGUCGAUGAAAUUCUUAAAAAUCCGAAACCAUUCAAAGUUAGGAUCGGUGAAUAUGACUUCGACACGGACUUCGAGACAGAGCAUAAGGAUAUCCCCAUCGGAAAAGUCCACGUUCAUCCCGACUAUAAGGAGACUGACUUUGCCAUUCACAAUGACCUGGCUAUCAUUGAACUGGAUGGUUCCGGAAUGGAUGGAACUUGGACUGCCUGCCUUCCCGACGUACGCGAAGACUUCCGGAAUCGCGAGGCCAUCGUUAUAGAUGAAAAGUGCGGUGUGUCCCUGGUACAAAAUGCGGGGAUCUUGAAGAACAGCGUCAAUUCGACGGCAUAGCUUCAACAGGCUUCGUUCCAAACCCUUCUCAGUCUUCAUUUUCUCUUUGCGGUCUCUGUCUGUCAUUGGACCUCAUUUUUCUGAUACACUCGCAUGCCGGAGAACAAUUGUUUGGAGCUCUUCGUUCGUCAAUGUCCGAAAACAAAAGUGAAUGCGACUGAAACGGCCAUUGAUUCCUCUUCCUAUGUGCUCCAAAGAUCUAUACGGAUUCAAUAUUACUAGCUCAGGUUAAAGCAUUUCUUUUCCCCCAUUGUAGGUGAAAGAUCACAAUUUUUCCAUUUUCAAUUGCACCUCAUUGUUCCAUGAUUCCAGGAAAAGUCCAAACAUAUUAAUCAAGGAAGUCAAAAAAGCUGUAGAAAAUACAUAAAAUUCGUCCUCAGACUCCGACUAAAGUUCCAAUCAGGAACGUCACCACGAAUGAAAUGUUUGUGAACUGCAUUACCACCAGGUUUCCCGAGGCAUGCAGAGUAAUCGAACUCUGGAAAGGAAAAGGCGGUUUAAAUCUCCUUUAGUGGGGCUAAUGAAAGUUUAAAGCUUCAUUGCCCAUAAUGUCAGUUUUAUGCAACCCAUUCUUAGUCCCUUAGGAAAAGAUGACCACUGGU
This is a messenger RNA of Darwinula stevensoni, 1097 nucleotides long. NCBI's taxonomy places the organism in Eukaryota, Metazoa, Arthropoda, Ostracoda, Podocopida, Darwinulidae. The record is from the annotation of a GenBank genome assembly.